This is a messenger RNA of Rotaria sp. Silwood1, 1098 nucleotides long. NCBI's taxonomy places the organism in Eukaryota, Metazoa, Rotifera, Eurotatoria, Philodinida, Philodinidae. The record is from the annotation of a GenBank genome assembly.
AUGGAUAAAAUCAUUAUUGAAUCUUCGUUUGUUAAUUCACUAUUCAAAUGUACACUCUGUAAUGAACUUAUACAUUUAGCUACAAUUAUUAAUGAAUGUUUUCAUCGUUUUUGUAAAUUAUGUAUAAUGAAUUAUUUUGCAAAAAAUAAUAAUACUUGUCCAAUAUGUCAAAUAAUACUUGUUAAUCCCUUUCAAACAUUAAAAUUUGAUCUUACUUUUCAACGAUUAUUAUAUAAAAUAUUUCCAAAUAUUAUUCAACGUGAAAUCGUGUGUAAAUCAUCUGUACCGACAACUAAUGACUCAACAUAUAUUCAGAUUGAAACAAAGAUAAAUGUUUAUUUAGAAUAUUGGGAUAUUUCAUUGGAUCUAUUUCCGAAUGAAUCACAAACAAUAUUAUCAAAAUGUUAUUUAGAAUGUCAAGCUAAUACACCAUUAUUAACAAUUGAAAAAUUUCUUCGAAUUAAAUAUUCAUUACCAUCAACAAUGAAAAUCGAUCUAUUUUAUAAAUCAUUUUUAUUAAAUACAAAUAAUGAACGAUUAAUUGAUAUAUGUUAUUGUUUUGAUAUAAAAAAUAAAAAUUCAAUACUUAAUAUUCGAUUUAUUAUUAGUUUAUAUGGUUAUAAAUCAAUAUUAAAACAUAUACAUCAAUCAAAACAAUCAAUUUUAUUAGAAAAUAAAAAUUCAUUAUUAUUAUCAUCAACAAAUUCAAAACUUAAAGUAAAAUUAUGUCGAUCACAAAAUUCAACAGAUAAUUGGUAUAUAUCUCAAUCGACAUCAUCUAUUGAUUUACCUGAUCUAAUUAAUUCAUGUAAAAAUCGAACAAAAUCUAAAAUAAUAUCAUUAAAAAAGAAAGCAAUAAUUAAUAAAACUCGUCGACGUAUACGUUUUAUUCCAACUAUGGUUAAAGUUCCACCAUCAAUAUUUGAUUGUUUUUCAACUAAACAAUAUGAUUAUAAUAUAUAUCAAUCAAAUGAAAAUUAUCUAAUAGAUAAUACAUUAUCAGAUAUAAAACAAAAAACAAUUUGUAAAGUUCCACCUUAUAUUCCUGAAAAUUCUUCAUUUUAUGAUAAUAAUCCACUUGAUUUAAGUUUAAAAUGA